Messenger RNA from Hylaeus volcanicus, 832 nucleotides. It is a transcript of the gene Arf51F, whose product is annotated as ADP-ribosylation factor 6. Gene Ontology annotation, biological process: vesicle-mediated transport; intracellular protein transport. Gene Ontology annotation, molecular function: GTP binding; GTPase activity. Gene Ontology annotation, cellular component: cytoplasm. NCBI's taxonomy places the organism in Eukaryota, Metazoa, Arthropoda, Insecta, Hymenoptera, Colletidae. The record is from RefSeq and is a predicted model, not a curated record. Bases 267 to 794 code for a protein of 175 amino acids. The transcript is spliced from 5 exons.
GUGGCGCUUGAAAUUCUCUGUCAAAGCCCAAUGCAUACAGACGUGAUCUCGAUAUUUCGUUUAAGUUACACGCGUGUUUGCUUGUGACUUACGAAAAGACAUCAUGCUGUACAUUCCUAAAUAACGUUUUUGGGAAUGCUGCGGCGAUAUUACGGCUGUAACGAUAAGUAAUGUGCAGCGAUGUGAUAUGUUUACGCGUUCAUGAUAAAGUACUCGCCCUUUGUAAAUGUAUUUCGGUGCCAGGUGCGUAGAAAGCAGCUGGCAAGAUGGGCAAGUUGUUGUCAAAGAUCUUUGGCAACAAGGAGAUGCGAAUUCUUAUGCUAGGAUUGGAUGCUGCUGGGAAAACUACAAUAUUAUAUAAACUUAAACUAGGACAGUCUGUAACAACUAUACCAACUGUAGGAUUCAAUGUAGAAACGGUUACCUAUAAGAACGUUAAGUUCAAUGUUUGGGAUGUUGGAGGACAAGAUAAAAUACGUCCGUUAUGGCGUCAUUAUUAUACUGGAACACAAGGACUUAUUUUUGUAGUAGAUUGCGCUGACAGAGACCGAAUCGAUGAAGCACGUCAAGAGCUUCAUCGAAUUAUAAAUGAUAGAGAAAUGCGAGAUGCUAUUAUUUUAAUUUUUGCGAAUAAGCAAGAUCUUCCUGAUGCAAUGAAACCACACGAAAUACAAGAAAAGUUGGGUUUAACUAGGAUACGAGACAGGAAUUGGUAUGUUCAACCAUCGUGUGCCACAACUGGUGAUGGGCUUUACGAAGGCCUUACAUGGUUGACCAGUAAUCAUAAAUUAUGAGCAAAUAUUUAUUUUUCAUCAAUUAGCCACAUACCAAG